GGAGCAGGUGCCGGAAACCCGACGGGCGUGCGGAUUUGGGGGAUGAUGUUUUGCCAUGUUACCCAGGCUGGUCUCGAACUCCUAAACUCAAGCAAUCCACCUGCCUUGGCCUCCCAAUGUGCUUGGAUUACAGGAAUCUGUGGCUUGGGAACUCUUCAAGAAAUGCUGAUGUGAAGUUUGAGAAGUGCUGGUUCACAGAGGCUUGAAGAAGCACCUGGGCUUUAUUUGGGGACGGAGCAGCAGCUGAUGCCUCCCUCAAUGUUCUGCAGAUCCCAGAGCAAAGACCUCUGAGUUUACCACCCCACCCUGCCCUGCCACGGCUCACCCCUGCGGUGGGCUCUGCCAGAGGAGGAAGAGCGGGACCCUCAAGCUCUCUCUGGGGCCUCAGCUCCAGGUUGACCUGUGCUCUCAGGCAGCCUCUCCCCACAUGAUGGUGAAGAUGACCACCAGUUGUAUCAGAUCUUUAUCCUACCAGCUUAGCAACACUGGCAGAAAGGGAGCGCUUUCUCUGCAGAUGUUCUAGCAAAAGUCUCAUGGCUGAAUUUCAUUGACUUAGCUUGACUCACAUGCUCACCCCUGAACCAUUCUGAUUGACUACGCCUGGGACAUGUGCUCACCUUGGAGUUGAGAGGAGGAUUAGCCCCAUCCAAACAUCACCAAAUGAGAAAACUGAGGCUUGAGAAGAUGGGGGCCAUUUGCCCAAAGUCCCUGAGUACGAAACAUAUGAGGAGGAGGGCACCGUAUCAAUAGUGUAUCAACUUCUGUAUCAACAGUGCUUCUCUGAGUGGCUCAAACCCAAUGCUACACAAGAAGGACUUUUACCCAACCAUGACGCUACCAAGCCUGUAGCAUCCUAGUAGAUUGUUCACCACUUAUCACUCAUAUGUGGUCUAGAGACCAGCAGCAUCAGCAUCACCUGGGAGCUGGCUAGAAAGGCAGAAUUUCAGGCCCUGCCCCAGACCUACUGAAAUGGAAACUUCAUGUGAAAAAGGUCCCCAGCUGAUUGUGUGCACCUUGAAAUUUGAGAAGUGCUGGUCUCUACCAUGGAUCAUACCAUGGAUCAAGGAGUUCCAGGUGACUCUUCCAUCUGGCCAGGAUUGCAGUUAAUCCUAAAACAAGUUCUCUUCUCCUAAACCUUGCAGAAGAGGAGGAUUUUGCAAUCUAUGAGCUUGCCAGGGCUAAAGAAGUUCCUGCAAGAGAAGAGUGGGGCCUGGGUCUGCCUUUCCCAUUGCCAAGGUGCCUUCUGCUGGCAGCAUCAUCCAUUAUGACUGACCAUGGCAAAUGCCGGUCAGCUGGCCUCACAGCAGGUGUUAGGAAAAUAGUCUUUGGCUUGGUUAUACUAUCUGGCUUUCCCCAGGGAGAACCCAGACCUUAUUUAAUCCUAGAGCCACCCCCUCCUCCCUUAAUCUCUCUGCAAUGUGGAAUCCCAGAGGCUACUAUGGAGUGGCUCGUUUUGCUAAAUAUGUAUUUACCCAGCAACUUCUACAAAUCAUCACUGGAGGGAUGCUUUCCCAGCUGCAUAAGCAGCGUUAAUUCCAGGCGAUGCCGACCUGCUUAGAGCAACCACAUGAGGAAAAGACUCAGAAUGGAUGGAAGUUGUUUAUAAAUUCUCCUCUACUGCAUACUGUUAAGAAGGGGAAAGAGGAGUGCUGUACUCACCCUGAAUUCUUUCUUGCACGAGAUCCAAGAACUGUCUGUUGGGGUCUGCGCCGGGACCACUGUUCUGUAACAUAUUUCUGGCGUCCACAGAAGGCACUAUAGUGAGGAAACCACUGACUUUGGGUGAUGUUCUCUCUCUCGGAUCACUCCCUUCAGGUGAAGCCAACUGCCAUAUUGUGCAGAGGCUCCAGCCUCCCGUGGAGAGGCCCACACGGAGAGGAUCUGCCAUCGCCAGCAGGAGCUUUCCAGCUAUCAGACUGCUGUGACCUCAGAGCCUGCAUCUCAUUCAUGGUUCCCAUAGGGCCCAGAGAAUAUCCAGCAAGAAUGACGCUUCUUUCUGUGAGCCUCAGUCUCCCUAUUUCUUAACACAAAAGGAAUAACACCUGCCUGGAAAAGUCCCAAGGAAGACUAAAUAACAAGAAAGAAUAAAAGAAGUUCUUGGCACAUAGCAGGUGUUUCUAGCUGUGUACAGGGACUGAUUGGCUGAGGACUCACAUCGGAGAACUGCAGACAACAUAACAGUGAAUGAGAAUGGAGGAUGAAGAUUACAACACUUCCAUCAGUUAUGGUGAUGAAUACCCUGAUUAUUUAGACUCCAUUGUGGUUUUGGAGGAGUUAUCCCCCUUGGAAGCCAGGGUGACCAGGAUCUUCCUGGUGGUGGUCUACAGCAUCGUCUGCUUCCUCGGGAUUCUGGGCAAUGGUCUGGUCAUCAUCAUUGCCACCUUCAAGAUGAAGAAGACAGUGAACACGGUCUGGUUCCUCAACCUGGCAGUGGCAGAUUUCCUGUUCAAUGUCUUCCUCCCGAUCCAUAUCACCUAUGCCGCCAUGGACUACCACUGGGUUUUUGGGACAGCCAUGUGCAAGAUCAGCAACUUCCUUCUCAUCCACAACAUGUUCACCAGUGUCUUCCUGCUGACCAUCAUCAGCUUUGACCGCUGCAUCUCUGUGCUCCUCCCUGUCUGGUCCCAGAACCACCGCAGCGUUCGCCUGGCUUACGUGGCCUGCAUGGUCAUCUGGGUCCUGGCUUUCUUCUUGAGUUCCCCAUCUCUCGUCUUCCGGGACACAGCCAACCUGCAUGGGAAAAUAUCCUGCUUCAACAACUUCAGCCUGUCCACACCUGGGUCUUCCUCGUGGCCUGCUCACUCCCAAAUGGACCCUGUGGGGUAUAGCCGGCACAUGGUGGUGACUGUCACCCGCUUCCUCUGUGGCUUCCUGGUCCCAGUCCUCAUCAUCACAGCUUGCUACCUCACCAUCGUCUGCAAACUGCAGCGCAACCGCCUGGCCAAGACCAAGAAGCCCUUCAAGAUUAUUGUGACCAUCAUCAUUACCUUCUUCUGCUGCUGGUGCCCCUACCACACACUCAACCUCCUAGAGCUCCACCACACUGCCAUGCCUGGCUCUGUCUUCAGCCUGGGUUUGCCCCUGGCCACUGCCCUCGCCAUUGCCAACAGCUGCAUGAACCCCAUUCUGUACGUUUUCAUGGGUCAGGACUUCAAGAAGUUCAAGGUGGCCCUCUUCUCCCGCCUGGUCAAUGCUCUAAGUGAAGACACAGGCCACUCUUCCUACCCCAGCCAUAGAAGCUUUACCAAGAUGUCAUCAAUGAAUGAGAGGACUUCGAUGAAUGAGAGGGAGACCAGCAUGCUUUGAGCCUCACUGUGGAACCCAUCAAUGGACUCUCUCAACCCAGGGACACCCAAGGAUAUAUCUUCUGAAGAUCAAGGCAAGAACCUCUUUAGCAUCCACCAAUUUCCACUGCAUUUUGCAUGGGAUGAACAGUGUUUUAUGCUGGGAAUCUAGGGCCUGGAACCCCUUUCUCCUAGUGGACAGAAUGUGCUGUGUUCCACACAGCCUUGGACUAGCAAUUUAUGCUUCUUGGGAGGCCAGCCUUGACUGAUUCAAAGCAAAAAAGGAAGAAUUCUCAAAAGCAUUGCCAUGAACUGGGAUUGGCACAGGGUGGUGGGAUUAAGCUGCCUAUUGUGUGUGCCCCAGAAAUGACACUCUCCAAGGUCCAUUCCUGGUGUGAGCAGUGAGGGGGUCAGAGCAAACCCAGUGUGAUGCAGAUCACACUUGGCCCUUGUAUAUCUAUUAUCAGUAGCUGGCCAGAAAACCCUACCUUCAAGUCGCUGCUCUGUGUUAAAGUAUGUGGAAAUGCAUAGGUGAUCUGGGAGAGGAAGGUGACAUAUCAGCCCAUGAACUCCAUAGACCAUGAAUUUGGCUUUCGGAUCAGCUAGGAAGACAGAGAAAUGGUCCUGAGAGGUCCUGUGGGCUCUUUGCAAGGGCAAGACAAGUGAGGGAUGCAACGAGGACUUGAGAUUUGGCAAAGGAAUGAGAAAGGAGAAAAGAACCUUCAAAGGAUGCAGCCAUGGAGCAGCUCACCCUAGAACAUCGCAGGCUAAUGGUGCUUUAGGCUGGAGCUAUUUGGGGGGUCAGGGUGGUGCCAGCCCCUGAUCUCACCUUGCCCUUCUUACCUGGGGGUGGGGUUGUGGCAGGCAUCUUCACCAGCAGACCUCACCCCAUCACAGGGAUUUUUUUCUGCCUUUCCUAAUCCACUCAGCUCUGGCUGGAGGUGCUUGGAAUAAAACACUGGUGGCGGGGCUUCUCAUUCUGGUUAAUUUCCUCAAUGCCUUUGGAGACGGGUCCAAAAUGCAGCUUUGGGAAGCAACUCCGGAGAGUCCCCUGGGAAGAAGAGUAUGUCCGAGGACUCAGUCACUUGAGACAGAGUCUGGAGCUGGACUCCUUGAACUGUGUUUCAGAGCUGCAGACACCAAAUACCUCCUGGAUACAGGUGCCUGGCAUGGCUUUUCUCAUCUAAUACUGACACGUCCCUCUGGCCACAGAGUGUCAUUGCCCCAUUUACAAAUGACAUAGCUGAGGCCCAGAGGGGGAAAGUAACUUGCCCAACAUCACACAGCUAAUCAGUGGCAGAGUUAAGAUCUGAACCUGGCUCUGUCUGGCUCCAGAAACUCUGUUCUUCUAUUUGGAAUUUAUCUGUGGAGAUUAUUCCAGUAUAUUGAUAGCCUACAUUUAUUGAGCACUUUUUAUAUUAUGCACUUUACAUAUGUUUUCUCAUUUAAUCAUUACAGCAACACUGAGUUAGGUAUGGUUAUAACUUCCCUUUUACAUAGGAGGAAUCCGAGGCUUAGAGAGGUUAAGUAACUUGCCCAAAGGUACCCAGCUAGUCUCUGCCAGAGCUCGGAUUUGAACUUCAGUUUGCCUGGCUCAAAUGAGGCUGCAGAGUCGGGAAGGACCUAAAAAGUUUGGAGAUUUUUGCCAUAGAUAUUGAUUCUUCUGCAAAUGAAUAUGAACAUCUUAAUGGCCUUUAAGAAACUUUGCAAAUAGUUUUCAAAAAUGAUGCAACAUGGCAGAGAAAAUGCACUUGGCUUCCAGCUCCCUCAACAGCCAUUAACAGCCUCCUACCAUGGCUCCCACCUCCUGUGUCUCCAGAGAUCAAGGCAAUGGGGAGGGAAGGCUGGCAGGAGGCAGACCCUUGUGGGCCCGAGGCCCUUUGGCUCCUAAGUGUCCACAUUCUGUUCUCUUCCAAGUCCCUUCAUUGUUAAGCUGAUUCUCCAACAAGAUGCAGCGAACAGAUGCAUUGUCUACCCCGCGCCGGGCGAGUUCCCGAGGCCACGGGCUGUUUGGAAUCACACUUCAUUAAGAGACAAACUGUUCCUUCCCUUAUUGUGCCUUAAUGCUUAUGACAAGGCAGCUCUGAAUUGACCCCAAGCUGGAGCCUCUGAAUGCUUUAAAGAGUUUGAACAUAGACGGUUUGAGAGCAAAAAGGGAGCUUUAAAUAUUGCUCAGUGGCCCCCAUCUCCCCUCUUCCCACAUUUACUGAGGCACGAGAUGGAAUGGGACCUGUCCCAGGUCACAGCAGCAGUCGUCAGCGACUUGGCCCUCCUGGCUUGUAGGAUGCUGCUUUUCCUGGGCUUCUGGCAGUCCAGGCCAGGAUGGGUGAGCCAAGAAUUCAUGUUGUCAUUGGAAAAGCUGAUAAACAGGAGCACAAUUCAAA
Molecule: messenger RNA, 5668 nt
Organism: Symphalangus syndactylus (siamang)
Lineage: Eukaryota; Metazoa; Chordata; Mammalia; Primates; Hylobatidae
Gene: CMKLR1
Product: chemerin chemokine-like receptor 1
Biological process (GO): positive regulation of cytosolic calcium ion concentration; phospholipase C-activating G protein-coupled receptor signaling pathway; complement receptor mediated signaling pathway
Cellular component (GO): plasma membrane
Molecular function (GO): G protein-coupled receptor activity; complement receptor activity
Source: RefSeq, a predicted model, not a curated record